Molecule: messenger RNA, 4239 nt
Organism: Mandrillus leucophaeus (drill)
Lineage: Eukaryota; Metazoa; Chordata; Mammalia; Primates; Cercopithecidae
Gene: PM20D2
Product: peptidase M20 domain containing 2
Exons: 8
Coding region: 1-930 (309 amino acids)
Molecular function (GO): dipeptidase activity
Source: RefSeq, a predicted model, not a curated record
AUGGAGAACAGAGCAGCUAAUCUCACUGCCAAGAGAAGGAAAGCCAAAGGGAGCCUCAAGUCAUCAGAUGGUAUAUUCUACACUGUAAUUGUCCUGGGAACCCCUGCAGAAGAAGAUGGUGGUGGCAAAAUUGAUUUAAUUGAAGCAGGGGCUUUUACAAAUCUUGAUGUUGUUUUUAUGGCCCAUCCAUCACAAGAGAAUGCUGCUUAUCUACCAGAUAUGGCUGAACAUGAUGUGACUGUGAAAUACUAUGGAAAAGCAUCUCAUUCUGCUGCUUAUCCCUGGGAAGGAUUAAAUGCAUUAGAUGCUGCUGUGCUGGCCUAUAACAAUGUGUCUGUGUUCAGACAGCAAAUGAAACCAACCUGGAGAGUUCAUGGUAUAAUAAAAAAUGGUGGUGUAAAACCCAAUAUCAUUCCCUCUUAUUCUGAAUUAAUCUAUUACUUCCGUGCACCUUCAAUGAAAGAACUUCAAGUUUUGACCAAAAAGGCAGAAGAUUGCUUCAGAGCUGCAGCUUUGGCUUCAGGGUGCACAGUGGAAAUUAAAAGUGGAGGACAUGAUUAUUACAAUGUCCUUCCCAAUAAGAGCCUAUGGAAAGCCUAUAUGGAAAAUGGAAGAAAACUAGGAAUAGAGUUCAUUUCAGAAGAUACAAUGUUGAAUGGCCCUUCAGGAUCUACGGAUUUUGGAAAUGUUACUUUUGUGGUUCCUGGAAUUCAUCCAUAUUUUCACAUUGGAUCUAAUGCCUUGAAUCACACUGAACAGUACACUGAAGCUGCUGGGUCACAGGAAGCUCAGUUCUACACUUUGCGGACGGCCAAAGCCCUGGCAAUGACAGCACUGGAUGUUAUUUUUAAACCAGAGUUACUGGAAAGAAUCAGAGAGGACUUUAAACUGAAACUUCAAGAAGAACAGUUUGUAAAUGCAGUAGAAUAGAAGGAAGACUUAGGGACCGCUUAUAAAUCAAGAAGAUAUGAUGAUUUUUUUUCUUUUAAUCUCUUUUAAUGAAGGCAUGCUUGUUUUUUAAUCUUAAAGGAGUCAAAUUCUUUUUACCUGAUAAGUGAGGACAGGGUGUGGAGAAAACAUAUUACCUCAUAUCUGAAGUGAAAAUUUUUGCAAAUCUGUACUGGAUGGGAUUAUGAUAUUACAGGAGCUGGUGUGUAAUGCCAUUUCUUUUCUUUCCCCCGCAACCACUCACCUUCACAGUAGUGAUACCAUUUCUUAAACUACCUGGAGGAUACAUGGCAUCAUUUUAAUAAAAUAUUUUAAUAAAUCUUUUUAUAAGCCUUACAUGUUGUCUGUAUUUUUAAAAGCUUAAGAGAUUUCAAACCUUGUAUUCAGAAUUGACACCUAUGAGAGUGUUUUGUGGUAUAGGGUGGUAAACUUGUUCUCUAAUCGUGUAUUAUUCCUCUACCAGAUUGUAUAUUUGAAGCCAGUAUCUAUCUUUUUUUUUUUUUUUAAGACAGAGUCUCGCUCUGUAGCCUAGGCUGAAGUAUAGUAACAUGAUCUCGGCUCACUGCAACCUCUGCCUCCCAGGUUCAAGUGAUUGUCUUGCCUCAGCCUCCCGAGUAGCUGGGAUUACAGGUGUGUGGCGCCAUGCCCAGCUAAUUUUUGUAUUUUCAGUAGAGACGGCAUUUCACCAUGUUGGCCAGGCUAGUCUUGAACUCCUGACCUCAGGUGAUGCACCCGCCUUGGCCUCCUGAAGUGCUGGGAUUACAGGCAUGAGCCACCACACCCGGCCUGCCAGUGUAUUUUUAAUACACACGUGUGUUGGUAUUUUUAAAUUGUUACAGUGUCUAGCAUAUUGCUUACUCUGAAUAUUCAGUACUUCUUGAAUAAGCAAAUAUUGCUUCCUUGCUUGGAAUCAUCAAAGUUUAAAGUAGCUUCGUGGAUGGACCAUGAUCCUAAGAUGAGUUUUAAUUGUGAUUAUAGUCAUCUCUUGUACAGCCUGGAGAAGAAAAGAUAUACUUACUACUUUGCUUUGGGUACACAUAAGAAAACCUCUUUUUAAAAAAACUUUUUAUUUUUUUUACAUAAUAGAGGCAGGGGCUCACUAUAUCUUCCAGGCUGGUCUCAAACUCCUGGGCUCAAGCAAUCCUCCUGUCUUGGCCUCCCAAAGUGUUGGGAUUUCAGGUAUGAGACACCACACCUGCCCAUUUUUGUUUUGUUUUUUAAUGGGCAGGUUCUUACUCUGUUUCCCAGGCUAGAGUGCAGUGGUGUAAUCACAGCGCACUGCAGCCUCGAACUCCUGGAGUCAAGCAGUCCUCCCACCUCAACCUCUUAAAGCACUGGGAUUACAGGCUUGAGGCACUGCACCUGGCCCUGACUCAUUUUUUAAAAAGGUUAGGCUGACUUAGUGCAAAGUUUAAAAUUAUACGAUUCUUAAAAUGCAGAAUUAGUUUCUAACCUAAACUAGAGGUAUAGGUGGACCUGCUUGAGAUAUCUUUUGUUUUUAUGGAACAUUUUUAUUACACGCCUUUAUAGUUUUUCAUUGUUCAUGCCCUGUACUGAAACCUUUUUCUCAAUACCAACUCUCGACUGUGUUGAAUUUAUAGACUUUAAAAGAUAUUAUCUAAAUUAAUGGUUUAAAUAUACAAAUUGAGAAUAUUUUCUUUUUAGUGGUAAUUUUAAAAGCGGGCCUUAAUAUGGGACCUGCUUUUAAAGUAAAAUAAUUAUGUGGUACUAUGAAUUACUAAAUUGCUAUAUACCAUGUAAUAGUGAGUAUAGCUAAUAUUUAGUAUGCCUUUUAAAAAUUUUGGACUGCCUUUCAGUUUUAACAAAUUCUCCACAUUAUGUGAACUACUCAAGAAAUUUUCCCUUUUUAAUUGUCUCUAUAACACUCAUAAGAGCUAGGGCAUUAGGAUAAACUAGAAUAUUUUAUGUUUAUGAAUACUUGUAUACACUUAAAAGUGUUUUGAUCUCCCACAAUUUCCCAAAGAAAUGUUUAUUUAUUAAGAGUUGUGUUGAUAUUUUAACGGUUACAAUUUCAGCAGUUGAGUUCAGUGAACAUUGGUUGAGGAGUGCAUAUUUCUAAGCACUGGGUGUAAGAAGGAAAGACACUGCAAGAGGAAGAACUAAGAUUAACAUAAUUUCUUUAGUUUUUCUAUUGCUUGUUAUGUAAAAACUGGGUGGCAGUUCAGAAGGAAGAUUGUUGUAACAGAAGAGUGACAACCAAGAAUUUUUUGAUCAUUAAAUCAGAUUUUGUAAACAGUGGCAGGAACAUGGACUUAAAACAAGGCUUGCUUAUUUGGUUUUGUCAAAAUUUUAUGAAAAUAUGUGAUAUAUAUUUAUACUAAAACUAUAUAAUCCUUAGAUUUAGAAAAGCAAUCAGUUAAUGUCUUUAGCGCACUAAAGCAGUAUUAAACACAGGUACAAGUUGGAAAUUGUAGAAAACUGAAAGAAAACAAAAGACAAAAUGUGUGUGGUAGGGAAUUAAAGAGUUUAAGAUAUUAUAUAAAAUUACGUGUAUUUUCUUCUCUUUUACAUAAAUCAUUUGUGAAAAGUGUGCUCAACUUUUUUACAAGAGUGAUAUUAAUUAGGAUUUGUUUUUCAAUAUAAUUUGGAGACCCUUGGUUAUCCAAAUAAAAAUGAUGAGUCUCUGUGCCUGUUUAAAAAAAAAAAAGAAAGAAAAGACAGUGUGUGUGCCCCAGAAAGCUUGUGGUGGGUAGUAAGUUUUCACAAGAUUUAUUCAUCUGAGAAACGCUGGGACUGAGGGAACAUCUGAAAGCUACCAUCUUGAAAAUUUUUGAGGAAGUGUUUCUGAAAUAUUUAAAAAUACUUCAGUCACUUUAGUCAUUUUGAACAGCAGAAAUUGAUGCAAAAAGUUUUUUUUUUUAAGGAUGAUUGUCUAAUUUUGUAAUAUAUUCUUUUUUAAAAACCUGUCUGAUGGUGUUUUAUACAUUUCUAACUUUUUACCUGAAUUACCUCUUUAGUCUUUUGGAAAAUAUCCUACAUAAGACUAACCUUUAAAACUAUCAGAUUUUUGUUGUAAGAUAAAUGUUAUCUUUGUACUAGAUAGCAACCCUUUAUAAGGUUGUAAGGUAUGAUAAACUGCUUCUUUAUUACAUACUUCAUAGCAAGCAUUUUGCAGUCCAAUUAUAUAGUUGAGGAUGGUGUAUUUUGGUAUAUAUGAAAAUAUUUUCAAGUAAGCAGUCUACUACCAUCAGAUUAUAAGCUUUUUUGUAAUAUUUUAAUAGGUACAUAAAAUAUGUAUGAAAAAUCUAUAAUAAACAUGUUUAUCUGAUA